Messenger RNA from Diachasmimorpha longicaudata, 1695 nucleotides. RefSeq names its product guanine nucleotide-binding protein subunit beta-5 (gene Gbeta5). Gene Ontology annotation, molecular function: signaling receptor complex adaptor activity; protein binding. The transcript is spliced from 4 exons. The record is from RefSeq and is a predicted model, not a curated record. Gene Ontology annotation, biological process: G protein-coupled receptor signaling pathway; G protein-coupled dopamine receptor signaling pathway. The coding region runs from base 284 to 1333 and encodes 349 amino acids. NCBI's taxonomy places the organism in Eukaryota, Metazoa, Arthropoda, Insecta, Hymenoptera, Braconidae. Gene Ontology annotation, cellular component: cytoplasm; heterotrimeric G-protein complex.
AAGCGAACAGACGCUGCUGCGCGUCGCGACGUUGCACCGCGAGUGUUCUCCAUUAGUUCAUCCUGGACAUAUAUUUUCAUAUUUUCCUUGAUUGUCACAACACUUGUAGUGUUGCUAAUGUAAAGAAGAAUGUGGCAGGGUUUACAGACAAUCUAAGGACGAGUGACCUCUCUAUCGUAGUAAAACGAAAUAAAUUUUUUUCUUUCUUGUUCACUGACAUUAUCAGAAGGCAAUAGUGCGGAUUUUUUUCUUUUCUCCUGGAGUUGAGAUAGAGUUGAAAAAUAUGGAUUCGGCAACCGAGGGUGAACAGAUUGAAAAGCUAGAGAAGGAAGCAGAGAGCCUGAAAGUUCGCCUCGACGAUGAGAGGAAAAAGCUGAAUGAUGUUACACUGUCAGAAGUGGCAGAUAGACUGCAAACUAUUAAUUGCAUAAAUGUAAAGCCACGAAGGGUGUUGAAGGGACAUCAGGCAAAAGUCUUGUGCUCUGAUUGGUCACCAGACAAGCGUCAUAUAGUCUCAUCUUCUCAAGAUGGCAAAAUGAUAAUUUGGGAUGCAUUUACAACGAAUAAAGAGCACGCUGUUACAAUGCCCACAACUUGGGUAAUGGCGUGUGCAUACGCACCUACUGGAGCUCUUGUGGCAUGUGGUGGUCUUGAUAACAAAGUCACUGUCUAUCCACUGAGUCUCGAAGACGACGUGACAACGAGAAAAAAAACAGUGGGCACUCACACCUCUUAUAUGUCAUGCUGUGCAUUUCCCAACAGUGACCAACAAAUUUUAACCGGCAGUGGAGACAGUACUUGUGCACUGUGGGACGUAGAGAGUGGACAGUUGCUCCAAAAUUUUCAUGGACACUCGGGCGAUGUCAUGUCCAUUGAUUUGGCUCCGAGUGAAACUGGUAAUACAUUCGUGUCUGGAAGCUGCGACAAAAUGAUUCUCAUUUGGGACAUGAGGAGUGGACAGUGUGUCCAGAGUUUCGAGGGACACGAUUCCGAUGUUAAUUCUGUGAGAUUCCAUCCAAGUGGUGAUGCAGUUGCCACAGGUUCGGACGAUGCCACUUGCCGUCUAUUUGAUCUACGAGCUGACAAGGAAGUUGCAGUCUAUGCCAAAGAGAGCAUUAUAUUCGGUGCAAAUUCUGUUGAUUUGAGCGUCAGUGGACGGUUGUUAUUCGCCGGAUACAAUGACUACACUGUCAACGUCUGGGAUACAUUGAAAUGCCAGCGUGUCGCUCUUCUCUAUGGACACGAAAACCGUGUUUCAUGCUUACGGGUAUCACCGGACGGUACUGCACUUUCCACUGGUAGUUGGGACACUACUUUACGUGUUUGGGCUUAAUUAACUAAUUUAAAAAAUCACCAUGGAUUGUACAUCAUAACUUUUAAGGCUAAUAAUUAUUCUCAUGAAAAAAGUACCAACGUGCAUUUAACUAAUACUAAAAAAAAGAAUAGACAAAAUGUUAUUGUAAAUCAAACGAGUGUAGAGUAAUAUUUAUGAUGAAAAUUUCCGCGAAGGAAUAGUGAUGUGAACAUUCAUGAAGUUACCAAUUUAAUUUUGUUUCUGUCGUCAAUAGUGGAAUAUCCGUAUUGUAUUAGGCUGGCCCUAAGUUCCACGUUUCACAGAGUAUCACAGAGUCAUUAUCUGUACAAUAAAUUUUAUUAGAAUACCUAAUAAAAAAUGUGUAAUAUAGCAGAACCAAA